This is a messenger RNA of Aaosphaeria arxii CBS 175.79, 1292 nucleotides long. RefSeq lists its product as uncharacterized. The transcript has a single exon. Bases 354 to 1259 code for a protein of 301 amino acids. NCBI's taxonomy places the organism in Eukaryota, Fungi, Ascomycota, Dothideomycetes, Pleosporales. The record is from RefSeq and is a predicted model, not a curated record.
UGAAAAUGUACUUUUCUGCGAUGUACACACACAAUGUGGCCUAAAUGAAUUUCUGCAAGCUGAAUGGGUUGGGCGCCUCGCAGAACGCCAACGAGCACUAAUUCUGCAGCUUGCAUUUCAGCCCCCAAACAACCUCGACUACCGACCCCACCAUAGCCCUGCGUGAAGUUUGCAGUUCACAGGACUUUUCAGCCCGGCAAUGAACGGCAGAUUCCAAGUUGUAGAAGGAGAGGUGAAUUUAUUAUAUUUGACACCAUCAUAGGAGCUGAACAACAGCAUAACAAAACCUUAUCACCAAGAAAGUAUUCAUUUGUAUUUUUCUGCAGGCACGCAUCCCUCUUACACAACGAAGUAUGGCAGAUAGCGACCCUUACGAGGAUGAUCUGGGAGAAUCUGGUGAACUGGCGGCGGAAGACCUGUUCUCUGUGGACAUGUCCUUGGAUCCAGAAGGCGACGAGAGUGGAUAUCACAUAACGAACGAUAAGGACGAUCCCUUCCAAAGACAACACAUCACAGAGCGGAAAGGCCGAGUCGACGUUCGUUGCGACCUAAAGGACGUUGCCCAUGGGUACUUCUCAGCGGAUAACGAUGAUCUGUGUACUCUGAUUGUGAUUGAGUUCCGAUUCGAACCAAAUGGUCUUGCCAACCGCAUCAGACAAGCCAACAUUGAUAUCACAUUCAGCGCCAUCGAGAAGGGAAACAGAGAUCCAGAGGUCAUCGAAAUGCACCCAAAUGGUAGCUUUGGCAUCGAGCCCACGCAAGCUUCAGUGUCGACCACGAAAGGCGGGGGUCUGAACCUUGGUGCUGGAGCAGGUCCUGUCAAUCUUGGUGGCGAUCUGAAGCUGGAAAGAACCGUGGAACGACAGCGACCUGAUAUGGCCCGUCUUAGAGGCUCAAUCGACUUACCGCGAUCGAGGAACAAUGGCGUCAAGAGUGCUGUCUCGUGGGGCCUGACCGAGAAUGCGACAGAUGAGACUGGUAUCAUCUCUCUUUUGCGGGCUUCCAUCUUACUGAAGCGACGGGACAUGGCGCAUUUCAAAGCCAAGGUGAACAUCAAAGUUAAGGCGGACUUGCAAAGCCAGUUUGGUGCGUUCUUUAAAAGCGUGCCUAAAGAUGAUGAUGUUUUGUUCAAUCCAGAACGCGAUCCGACAAAUAAACUUCAGAAAUACGAUAUCGAGAACCUCGGCCUAAUCGACCUAAAGUCGUUGUCGGACGUUACCUAUCAAACAUUCCUGAAAGGUACUGUUAAGGAGCAAUAGUUGCUAGAAUACAAAUAAUAAAGUCGUCCUCCA